AUGAUCCUCGGCGACAUCUCGGGCACCGUGGCUCUUGUUGGCACAGUUUUUGCCUACCACCCGCCACGCCAAGUCUAUAUUGAUCGCACAAAGAAAGACAUCUUGCUGGAACUAGACUACGUUGGCCUGUUCAUGUACACGGCAAGCAUAAGUCUCCUUUUUCUCGGGCUAGGAUGGCCUGGAAGCGGCGUUCCGCGGAAUAGUGCAAAGGUGAUUGCACUUAUCGUGACUGGUGGCGUGAUUCUUAUCCUCACGGCGGUGUCGGACUUCUCCGGCAUUUCCAAGCGGCCGUUGUUUGCUCCUCGGUUGUUCCGAAACUUUAGAGGAUAUGCAUCACUGCUCAUCGUCAACUUCGCUUCUGGUGCUAGGUCCUCGGUCUGCACACAAACGAAAACGUCGUAG
Metarhizium robertsii ARSEF 23 is the source of this 402-nucleotide messenger RNA. Its product is annotated as Fungal trichothecene efflux pump. The record is from RefSeq and is a predicted model, not a curated record. Gene Ontology annotation, molecular function: transmembrane transporter activity. Gene Ontology annotation, biological process: transmembrane transport. The coding region runs from base 1 to 402 and encodes 133 amino acids. Lineage: Eukaryota; Fungi; Ascomycota; Sordariomycetes; Hypocreales; Clavicipitaceae. The transcript has a single exon.